Messenger RNA from Pyrus x bretschneideri (Chinese white pear), 1098 nucleotides. RefSeq names its product S-formylglutathione hydrolase. NCBI's taxonomy places the organism in Eukaryota, Viridiplantae, Streptophyta, Magnoliopsida, Rosales, Rosaceae. The transcript is spliced from 7 exons. Bases 79 to 939 code for a protein of 286 amino acids. Gene Ontology annotation, molecular function: S-formylglutathione hydrolase activity. Gene Ontology annotation, cellular component: cytosol. Gene Ontology annotation, biological process: formaldehyde catabolic process. The record is from RefSeq and is a predicted model, not a curated record.
CAAAAACUUCACUCACAGCUGAGGAGCAAAGAAGCUAGAGAGAGAGAGAGAGAGAGAGAGAAGAGAGAAGUGAGAGAGAUGGAGACGAAGCCAAGUGAGGUGAGCAGCUCGAAGAUGUUCGGAGGGUACAACAAGAGGUACAAGCAUUUCAGCCCUACGCUCGGCUGCUCCAUGACCUUCCACAUCUACUUCCCUCCUUCUCCUUCCCCUUCCCACCGAUUCCCUGUACUUUACUGGCUCUCUGGCCUGACCUGCACAGAUGAAAAUUUUAUAACCAAGUCAGGAGCUCAACGUGUUGCCUCAAGUGAGGGUGUUGCUCUGAUCGCCCCUGAUACUUCUCCAAGAGGCUUGUCUAUAGAAGGAGAGGCGGAUAGCUGGGAUUUUGGUGUAGGUGCUGGGUUUUAUCUCAAUGCUACUGAAGAGAAAUGGAAGAACUGGCGCAUGUAUGAUUAUGUUGUCAAGGAGCUGCCACAACUUCUGAAUGAAAACUUUUCACAGCUUGAUACAUCACGGGCAUCUAUAUCUGGUCAUUCUAUGGGUGGGCACGGUGCUUUGACAAUCUACCUGAAAAACCUGGAUAAAUAUAAGUCAGUAUCUGCCUUUGCACCCAUUGUGAAUCCUACUAACUGUCCAUGGGGCCAGAAAGCUUUCUCAAAUUAUCUAGGUGGCAAUAAAACCGAUUGGGAAGAAUAUGAUGCCACUUCCCUAAUUGUGAAGUUUAAUGAUGUGUCAGCAACUACCAUUUUAAUUGAUCAGGGGGAAGAUGAUAAAUUCUUGCAUGAUCAGUUGAUGCCACACAAGUUUGAAGAGGCAUGUCGGAGUGCUAAAGUUCCACUCCUUUUGCGACUGCAGCCCGGUUAUGAUCACUCAUACUUUUUCAUUUCCACCUUCAUCGAUGAUCACAUCCGUCACCAUGCUCAAGCUCUUAAUCUACCGUGAAUAUUCUGUUGCUUGUGAAUCCAGAACUUUAGAAUCCUUAAUGCACGUUGUAUGAACUUGGGAUCAUAUCUGCUCCCAUGUGCUCUCAAUUUCGGUUUUUCGUGUUAUGACAGAGUAAACAUGUUGAUCCUAGGAUAUAUAAAAUAAACUUCUAUGACA